Drosophila busckii is the source of this 576-nucleotide messenger RNA. Its product is annotated as acyl-coenzyme A thioesterase 13. Lineage: Eukaryota; Metazoa; Arthropoda; Insecta; Diptera; Drosophilidae. Gene Ontology annotation, molecular function: fatty acyl-CoA hydrolase activity. The coding region runs from base 72 to 521 and encodes 149 amino acids. The record is from RefSeq and is a predicted model, not a curated record. The transcript is spliced from 2 exons.
GUCUUCGCCUCUACUGUAUAAGAUAAUUACAUUUCGUAGCACACGCUUCUUUAAGCCUUUUCUGUUUCGCAAUGUCGGGCAAACGUGGUGUGGAAAUGCUUAAGCAGAUGGCAGAGUUUAUGUCCAAAUCCAAAAGCUUUGACCGCGUCGUUGGAAUGGUCAAAAUCACAAACGGCGGCGAUGGACGUUGUGUGGGUGAAUUUACUGUUGGCCCGGAGCACUUAAAUAGAGGCGGUACUUUACAUGGAGGCUUAACUGCUACCAUACUAGACAACGUUACCACAUAUGCGCUCAUGUCCAAGAGCUCACAUCCUGGUGUAUCGUCCAGCUUGAAUGUUAAUUACUUGGCUGCAGCCAAACCGGGCGAUGUCAUUGAAGUUGAUGCCAAUACAGUGCAUGCGGGACGCAAAAUGGCUUAUAUAGAGUGUGUGCUACGAAAUAAGGCAACUGGACGUGUUAUUGCCUCUGGCGGGCAAACAAAAUUUGUAGAUUUUGAAAAGAAAGAGACAAGCGACAAAUAAGUGUUGUAAUCGAUAAGUUUUGCUGUGCAAUAAAUUCGGUAUUUUGUAGCUAUUG